AUGCUGCUGCCGCCUAAGCGAGAGGUAGAUGAGCUAGACACAGCAGCAGCAGCAGCAGCAGCAUCAGCAGCAGCAGCAGAUACUGCUGGUGCAUCUCCUGCUGCAGCAGGUAUAAAGCCUGACAGCGAUGCAGCAGCAGCAGCAACAGCAGCAGCAGCAGCAGCAGCAGAAACAAAGCAACCGGGAAUAGCAGCAUCUGCCCAACCACCCCCCGCAUCCCCCCCACCACCAGCAGCAGCAGCAGCAGCACCGCAGCAGCAUCAGCAGCAGCAGCAGCAGCAGCAGCAGCUGGUAUCUCUGAACGCAGAAGAAGUGCAGCAAAAGCUGCAGAGGUUGUUUAGUUUAUGGGGGGGAGGAGAAACGAAUGCUGCUGCUAGCUGGCUAUACACCCCAAUCAUUUUUGUUUUUGUCGGCCGUGCUGCUGAUGAAGAUGAUAGUGCAGCAGAGAGAAUGCAGUAA
Molecule: messenger RNA, 459 nt
Organism: Eimeria mitis
Lineage: Eukaryota; Apicomplexa; Conoidasida; Eucoccidiorida; Eimeriidae
Exons: 1
Coding region: 1-459 (152 amino acids)
Source: RefSeq, a predicted model, not a curated record